Messenger RNA from Morus notabilis, 1928 nucleotides. RefSeq names its product AAA-ATPase ASD, mitochondrial. Gene Ontology annotation, molecular function: ATP binding; ATP hydrolysis activity. Lineage: Eukaryota; Viridiplantae; Streptophyta; Magnoliopsida; Rosales; Moraceae. The transcript has a single exon. The coding region runs from base 114 to 1724 and encodes 536 amino acids. The record is from RefSeq and is a predicted model, not a curated record.
AUCAAGUGCCUUGGUCACUAAGGCAUAAAGCUUCUUCUUCCUCUCUCUCUAUAAACGCUGCUCAAAAUUCACAAUCUAGCUAGUAAAAACUCACACUGAAAUAGUUCGAAAAAAUGAUGGCCAAUAUGGGCCAUAUGUUUUCUCAAGUGGGCUCAAUUAUGGCCAGCGUGAUGUUUGUUUAUGCCAUGUUCCAACAAUAUUUUCCUUAUCAGUUCCGAAGUUACUUCGGAAAAUACUCCAACAUAGUGUUGGGGUUUGUCUACCCUUAUAUCCGUAUCAAAUUUGAUGAGUACCCCGGUGAUCGUUUCAAGCGAAAUGAGGUCUACACGACCAUCAAAACCUACCUCAGCGCCAAUUCCUCCGCGCGAGCCAAGCGCCUCAAGGCGCACGACAUCAAAGACAGCAAGUCCCUCGUUCUUAGCAUUGACGACAACGAGGAAGUCACCGACGAAUUCGAAGGCGUCAAACUUUGGUGGACAUCCCACACAAGCUCCCCAAAGAACAACAGCUUUAGUUGGUACCCCAACUCGGACGACAAGAGGUCUUACACGCUUACCUUCCAUAGACGUCACCGAGACCUAAUCACCACUUCUUAUCUUGGCCAUGUCCUCAAGGAAGGGAAAGCAAUAGAGGUGAAGAAUCGGCAGAGGAAGCUUUACACCAAUGGCAGCAAUGAGAAUUGGUAUGGUGCGAAGAGGACUAAGUGGAGCCAUGUCCUUUUUGAGCACCCGGCGACCUUCGACACUUUGGCUAUGGACCCUAAGAAGAAGAAGGAGAUUGUCAAUGAUCUGCUCAAGUUCAAGAAGGGAAAAGAGUACUACGCCAAAGUUGGCAAGGCUUGGAAACGAGGGUAUCUUCUUUAUGGUCCUCCGGGGACUGGUAAGUCAACCAUGGUCUCCGCCAUGGCUAACUUUUUAGAUUAUGAUGUCUAUGAUUUGGAACUCACAUCAGUUAAGGACAACACCGAGCUGAGGAAGCUGUUGAUAGACACUUCCAAUAAGUCCAUCAUUGUGAUUGAGGACAUUGAUUGCUCUCUUGAUCUUACUGGCCAAAGAAAGAAGGAAAAGGCGGAGAAGAAGAAAGGAGAUGAAGAAGAGAAGGACCCUGCUCGUAAAAGGGCUGAAGAGAUGGAAGAUGCGAACAAGAGCAAGGUUACUCUUUCGGGCUUGUUGAAUUUCAUCGACGGGAUUUGGUCGGCUUGUGGCGGUGAGAGAAUUAUUGUGUUCACUACUAAUUAUGUGGACAAACUUGAUCCUGCUCUCAUUAGAAGAGGAAGGAUGGACAAGCGCAUAGAGUUGUCUUAUUGUUGCUUCGAGUCCUUCAAAGUGCUUGCUAAGAACUACUUGGAUGUCGAAUCGCAUGAAUUGUUCGCGGAGAUCGAGUGUUUGUUGGGGGAAACUAAGAUGACUCCUGCUGAUGUUGCGGAGAAUAUUAUGCCUAAGUCUGAUGAUGAAGAUGCUGAUACGUGUUUGACGAAUUUGAUUGAAGCUCUUGAGAAGGAAAAGGAAGAUGCCAAAAAGAAGGCCGAGGAAGAAGCGAAGUUGAAGGAGGAGGAAGAGGCAAAAUUGAAGGCUCAAGACGAAGAAAUGCUCAAGGCUGAGAAAGAAGAAAAAGUAGAGAAGAAAGAGGGUGAACAAAAUUCUGCUAAAGAAAAUGGGAAAUGUACAUGUAAUGGAACAUCAUCAGCUAAGGAAGUGAAAGAGAAUGGAUCUGUCAGCUCUUAAUUAGGAAGUUUAAGGAAGACUGAAAGUUGAAUGUGAAGUUAAUUAUGUCUUUCACUAAGUUAUUAGAACGUUGCUUGUAUGUAAAGUUGUAUUUCUUUCUGUCUGUACUCCUAGUGGAUAUUACUAAUUAUGUGUGUUCUUAGAUUUGCCAAUAUUAUCAACAAUAAGAAUCUUUUAUCAGUUAUGAGACUCUUCGUGGUGGAA